AUGUUCAUUGGCGGGCUGAAUUGGGAGACCACCGACCAAUCACUACGAGAGUACUUUGAGCAAUUUGGCGAAGUUGUCGAAUGCACCGUCAUGCGUGACAGUAGCACCGGACGAUCUCGUGGGUUUGGAUUUCUGACCUUCAAGGAUGCCAAGACUGUGAACAUCGUCAUGGUCAAGGAGCACUUUUUGGACGGCAAGAUUAUUGACCCCAAGAGAGCCAUACCGAGAGACGAGCAGGAAAAGACGAGCAAGAUCUUUGUCGGUGGCGUCAGCCAAGAGACGACGGAUCAAGAGUUUCGAGACUACUUUGCGCAGUUCGGACGAGUCGUCGACGCCACGCUCAUGAUGGACAAGGACACAGGGCGUCCCAGAGGGUUCGGUUUCGUGACGUUCGAGAGCGAGGCCGGCGUCGAGGCGUGCAUCAACGUGCCCCUCGAGAUUCACGGCAAACCCGUCGAGGUGAAACGGGCACAGCCGCGCGGCAAUCUCCGGGAAGAGGAGGAGGCCGCCAAGCGCAGCAAGUUCAAGAAGGACGACCAGCCAGGCGGGCAGGGCACGAGCCAGCAGAUGGGCAACAGCGGCAUCACGCCCCAGGUCAUGGCGCAGUACUUCCAACGGAUGCAGCAGUACUGCGCCAUGGUCACGGGCCAGAUGGCCAUGAACCGCGGCAUGAACAUGAACCCGGCCAUGUGGCAGCAGAUGGUGCAGAUGCAGCAGAUGCAGCAGAUGAUGGGCCGCGGCGGCGGGAACAACCCGCAGGGCAUGAUGGGCAGCAACAUGAACCCCCAGAUGAUGCAGCAGAUGCAGCAGAUGAUGCAGCAGCAGCAGAUGAUGCAACAACAGAACCAUCACCAGCAGCAGCAGCAGCAGCAGCAGGGGCCAGGCUCGCCAACACAAUCAGAUCAAGGCGGCUACGGCCAGUUCAGCCAGCCACCACCCAGCGGCCCAUCCGGCGGCAGGAGAGGCGGCAGAGGAGGAGGAGGAGGAGGAGGCGGCGGCGGCGGCUACGGAAUGGGUGGCGGCCGCGGAGGCGGCGGCGGCGGCGGCCCAACCUCCUGGGAAGGAAUGUACGAUGACGUCCCGCAGCCCGACGCAGGAGGAUAUCGUCGUGGCGGCCACGGCUCAGCGGACGGCGGCCACGGCGGCGCCGCGCCGCUCAACGCCCCCACGGGCCCCAAGAAUGCAGGUCGUCCAGGCGCGAAUUACCGCGGCGGCGGCCGUGGCGGCGGCAGAGGAUACCACCCGUACGCUCGGUGA
This is a messenger RNA of Metarhizium album ARSEF 1941, 1257 nucleotides long. Its product is annotated as heterogeneous nuclear ribonucleoprotein HRP1. The transcript has 3 exons. The record is from RefSeq and is a predicted model, not a curated record. NCBI's taxonomy places the organism in Eukaryota, Fungi, Ascomycota, Sordariomycetes, Hypocreales, Clavicipitaceae. Gene Ontology annotation, molecular function: RNA binding. Bases 1 to 1257 code for a protein of 418 amino acids.